Messenger RNA from Xenopus laevis (African clawed frog), 1812 nucleotides. RefSeq names its product chromosome 18 open reading frame 25 S homeolog (gene ark2n.S). Lineage: Eukaryota; Metazoa; Chordata; Amphibia; Anura; Pipidae. The record is from RefSeq and is marked predicted. Gene Ontology annotation, cellular component: nucleus.
GUGAAAAGAGAAAGCCUGGGCUGUGAGGGGAAUGUAUCUCCUCCCGCGGGCACGGUAGGAAUGUGUCAGGCUGCUGGGGCGCGUUCGGGACCCGAGGUGUACGAGGAGCCCAGAGCUGCCAUCAACUAAAAAAAGAUCUACCGGCCAGUGCCUCAUGAUUUGAAACUCUGAGAUAUUUCUAGUUCUGACAUGAAGAUGGAGGCAAUUGCAAAGGGUGAAGAACUUUUAGAUGCCGAAGUGCCUUCUCAAAUUGAUCAGCAGAAGGUGGACAGUCCAGCUGACGAGGGCUCUCUGGAACUAGAGGCUUCUAUAAAGGAUGGUGGGCAAGAUGUCCCAGACUCUUCCAGUCUUUCUUCAAUGCCUUGCCUGCUAAUGGAACUUAGACGGGACUCCUCAGAGUCUCCGCUCGCCUCCACGGAAAGCGAUAAACCGACUGCUGAGCGUGUUUAUGAAAGCGACUCUUCAAACCACUGCAUGCUUUCUCCCUCUUCCAGCGGACACUUGGCCGACUCUGAUACUCUGUCUUCCGCAGAGGAAAAUGCUCCAUGUCGUCCAGAAGCAAUAACAGAAGGCUGCGAUGCCUCCGUUCAAGGAGUCGUGGUUGCCCGUAAAUCAAGGAGGUCCCGGUCAGAGAGUGAAACGUCAACAAUGGCCGCCAAGAAGAAUCGCCAAUCGACCGACAAGCAGAACGGCAGAGUUACAAAAAUGAAGGGCCACCGAAGUCAAAAGCACAAGGAAAGGAUCCGACUGUUGAGGCAGAAGAGAGAGGUGGCUGCACGAAAGAAGUACAACUUAUUACAAGAUAGCAGUACGAGUGACAGUGACCUUACCUGCGACUCUAGUACAAGCUCAUCCGAUGACGACGAGGAAGUUUCAGGGAGCAGCAAGACAAUCACGGCAGAGAUAGCAGAUGGACCCCCGGUCGCGGCCCAUUUUGACGUCUCGGACACAAAUUCGGACCGGGAAGUGCUGAAUGUGCACAGCAUGUUGGCAGCGACGGUGGUAAAGGAACUUAAUUCCCUGUCCAAUCAGGAGAACCUCGCUCCUUGGCGUACGCGGGGGCUUCUGGACGAGCUCAAUGCAGACUCUGUUAAUUUGGAAGCGGCCAUGACGGCUGCUGAAGAGAUGCCUCCACAGACGGCCGCGAAUAAUGACAAAAUCAACAUUUCAUCAGACAGCGAAGUGGAGAUUGUGGGCGUUCAGGAACAUGCGAGGUUUGUUCAUCCAAGAGGGGGCGUUAUACAGAGUGUCUCUUCCUGGAAGCAGGCCGCCAUCAAUCAGUACCCCGGCUCCCACCCAAAUCCAUCAUGGACGGCCCCCCAGCCAAACUGGAUUUCGCCGCAGGAAGUAGUUGAUCUAACGCUGGACGAGGACACAAGACGCAAAUAUUUACUGUAAUAUCGGUCCCACUAUGUUUUCCACCGGCUUCUCGUGACGCAGAUCUUCCCCGUAAGGUUCCCGAUUCUCUCGCUCUCCCGCGAGCUGUGGAAUUCCUCUGAUUUUUUUUUUUGUUGCUGGAAAUCACGUGAAUUACCAGCAAGUUUGUCCGAGUGAUUUCAUGUCACUGUGAUACAAGAGAUACAAGUCUAGCGUAUAUACCCCCCCCCUCCGCGCCAAUUCAAUUGGGUGCAAUUAGGUUCCCCCUUCCCUUUGCCGAAUUCGAAUGCAUUGUUCAAGAAAGUUUAAUAUAUGCGCAAAUAUUCAUAUUUAUACCUAGGAAAUAAAAGGAAUGACGUUAUUUUUGUGACACGAACGCCGAGGAAGAUGGAACUUCAAAAUCAUUUGCUUUUGUCACACGUAAAAAAAAAAAAA